AUGAUUGAACAGCACCUUGUUGAUGAAUUAGAAUCAGAUAAAGGGCCAGCGGACUUGAUGCUGAGAUUUGUCAGCAGGGAGGAAGGAAAGGGUAAAUCAGGUGCAAGGAACAUUCAUGAGCUCUUUUUGGUUUUAAGGUCCGAGGAGAUCCUAAAAGGGGAUGAAUUAGGUUCACACAAAUACAUUCCUGAACGUGAAGGAGCAGUAACAGACCAUAUGAGCUGCAACUUUCUGAGCCGUCCAUGCUUUGGGAAGAAAAUUAAAUGCCCUACUCAGUGCCCUCUUAAAUCACCCUCUGACCCAAAUGCCAAAGUUUGCUCUCUUGACUGUGCUUCUCCCGUAUGCAGCACCGCAAACCAAACUGCAUUGGUCGUGGAUCAGCAUGCUUAG
Molecule: messenger RNA, 390 nt
Organism: Vicia faba (fava bean)
Lineage: Eukaryota; Viridiplantae; Streptophyta; Magnoliopsida; Fabales; Fabaceae
Source: the annotation of a GenBank genome assembly